Cydia strobilella is the source of this 1430-nucleotide messenger RNA. RefSeq names its product protein CFAP276. The record is from RefSeq and is a predicted model, not a curated record. Lineage: Eukaryota; Metazoa; Arthropoda; Insecta; Lepidoptera; Tortricidae. The coding region runs from base 303 to 806 and encodes 167 amino acids. The transcript has 3 exons.
CUGACGAUCUCAUCAUGGUAGAAUACGACCGUUGAGGCGUUAAUUAUUUUAAAAUAAAUUUAACUAACAUUAAAUAAAAAAUCUUAUGUUAAAAGCAUUCCGGGCAAUUCCGGGCAAUCCUGGGCAAAUCCUGGGUAUAGAAUGCAGCGAAUGCAUCUCCUUGGUUUUCACUUUGUAGGUUGUUUGGGUAUUUGCACAGCCAACCGUUGCUAUGCAACAGCAUUAAAUGAUUAUAUUUCGGUAAUGAGUUUCAAAUUGGGGUAAUUUUAUUUAAUUUCGUUAAAUUAUCACAGUGAAUCACCAUGACUCCUAAAGAACAAGGUGGUAAAGUUAAGCAAGUGAGAAAUAAAAAGCUCCUUCCUGAUCUGAGGAAGGAGGGCGUGCUCACCAAAGAAAUAAUCCUUGCUACAAAAGAAAAGCACCAAGGUUCGACUGGAUAUCGGUUGUUCUCUCACCACACACUCGCUAGUGUAAGAAAAAUGAGCUACUUCCACCCGUUCGCCAUUCCAGACGACAGUCUAGACAUAGUGCUAGCGGCCACAUACAACCAUUCAACGGAACGAUUCGCAGACAAGGAGGACCUAUACCUCCAGCCGGAGACCAUCGGCUGCGACACCUGGCGGAGGCUGAGGAACACGUGCGAUAAACGUACUGCUGUGGUUCUAGAUCACCCGCUAAAACGCGGCGGGCUGACCGAACGGCGGUCGCCAUUCAGCGUGAAGCUCAUGAAUUCCGGCGUGCACUCGUCGCAGACCAACCCCGGCUACAGCCGCAAGCCGGCCGGCGGCGCCAUUUUCUUCUACUAAUAAAGAUAAAACGCGGCGGCGGGCUGAGGCAAGUGACGCAGCGGCGGUCGCCAUUCAGCGUGAAGUGAAGCUCAUGAACGGCGUGCACUCCUCGCAGACCAACCCCGGCUACAGGGCUACAGCCGCAAGCCGGUCGGCGGCAAAAGUACCUUAUUCUGGUAUGACCCAUGCAUAAAUAAAAAACUUGAGCAAAUACUUCUUCUAUUGUACAUAUAUUCUGGCAACCCAGAAAAAGGCGCGAAUUUCAAAAGUGGUCGAACUCAGGGAAUUUUGCUUCAACGCAAAAAUUCCUAAUUAUUUAAUCAUAAAUAAAUUAAAUCAUGGCUUCCAGUCGGAAGCUAAAAUAUCUGUAGUUUUUCAGAUUAGGUCAUAACUUGUUUAAAUUAUUUGGUGCUGUAAGAUAAGAUAAUAAAGACUUGCAAUUUUUUGCAUUAUGCUUUGAAGUAUGUCCUAAUCAACCUUGUGUGCUAAUGCUAACUAUUCUUUGUAAAUAUUGUAACCAUUACUUGUUUUCAUAUCUAAUUAUAGUUAUUAAAAAUGUUAUUAUUGUCCCUUAUCAAACAAUAAAUCAUUAGGAGAGAAAAUAAGUUGGUUUGCUUCAAAUAAAUGUUUUGUUUUCUGUAA